CAAAGUAUGUUUUAGCAACGGUCGGCACAUUACUUGAUCUGGCAAUUCCUUGCACAUACAUUUUGCGCGGGCCCAUCCACGCGACACUCGAUAUGAACGCGUACAAGACGGUCGAGAAGAAGUGGAAGCGCACGAAGCUCGCUACGGCCGAGGACCUCUACGGCGCCGACGGGGCUCGCAUCGCGGAGGCCGCCGACCUCGUCGACGUCCAAGCGCUCACGCUUGCCCAGGCCGCAUGGGUCGACCAGGUGGGCAGCUGCGCGAUCUCCGCUGGCGCUACCUGCCCGAUUUAUGCGCUUCGGAAGCCAGGCGCUGUCGCAAACAACGAUAGCGAUGUACACGCAGGAUUCUUUAUCCUCCCAGGCGCGCUGGAUGCAGCGACGCAACGCUUGCUUGCUGAGAUGUGCUUGACCGAGUAUGCCGAGGCGCCGCACACGACCAACUUGCAUCCACUGGGACAAAACGUUGAAGGGAUCUGGGCCAAGUCGACGUCGCGGGCGCCCGGGCAGCCCGACCCGAUGGACAAGCUGCACUGGGCCGCCCUUGGGUACCAUUAUGAUUGGACCAAUCGCGCGUACCCGGAUACGCCAGGGUCGGAGGUCCCAGCGCUAUUGCAGAGCAUUGGCGUCGCCUGUGCAAAGGCGGUGGGCCUCGACAUCACUUCGGAGGCAGCGCUCGUCAACUACUACAAGGCGUCGUCGACGAUGGGCGGGCACCAGGACAAUGUGGAAGUCACGUUUGCGUACCCGGUUGUGUCGUUCUCGAUCGGGUCGAGCGCCAUCUUCCUCAAAGGUGGAUUGACCAAAGAUGAGGCGCCGAUCGAGAUCUUACUUCGCAGCGGCGAUGUUGUUGUUAUGGGCGGCACUUCCCGCCUCUGCUUCCAUGGCAUUGCGAAGACACUGCCGACGACCAACCUACCCGCGUUCCCUCGGGAGCUCCCCAACAGUGAUGCACUGUACCGGUCGAUCGCCGCGUAUGUACGCACGAACCGACUCAACAUCAACGUCCGACAGGUCUUUGAGCAAGCAACCAGCGAGGACCCGCCGCGGAAGCGCGUAAAAGCUGACGACUAAAGACACAUAGAACAAUGCAUUGACGCAACGACGAGGACACGGGUUAUGACGCGCCUUCAGCGAGCUUGGCCAUGAUUUCGUCGCAGUACGCUUGCAUACGCUGCUUGUACUGUUUGACGUGCAGAAUCGCAAGGUCUUCCUUCCC
Saprolegnia diclina VS20 is the source of this 1218-nucleotide messenger RNA. RefSeq lists its product as hypothetical. NCBI's taxonomy places the organism in Eukaryota, Oomycota, Saprolegniomycetes, Saprolegniales, Saprolegniaceae. The record is from RefSeq and is a predicted model, not a curated record. Gene Ontology annotation, biological process: oxidative RNA demethylation. The coding region runs from base 93 to 1073 and encodes 326 amino acids. Gene Ontology annotation, cellular component: nucleus; cytoplasm. Gene Ontology annotation, molecular function: broad specificity oxidative DNA demethylase activity; oxidative RNA demethylase activity; ferrous iron binding. The transcript has 4 exons.